Mirounga angustirostris (Northern elephant seal) is the source of this 575-nucleotide messenger RNA. Its product is annotated as large ribosomal subunit protein eL38-like. The transcript is spliced from 2 exons. The record is from RefSeq and is a predicted model, not a curated record. NCBI's taxonomy places the organism in Eukaryota, Metazoa, Chordata, Mammalia, Carnivora, Phocidae. Bases 1 to 291 code for a protein of 96 amino acids. Gene Ontology annotation, molecular function: structural constituent of ribosome. Gene Ontology annotation, cellular component: ribosome; cytosolic large ribosomal subunit. Gene Ontology annotation, biological process: protein-RNA complex assembly; translation.
AUGGACUCUGGUCUCUGCAACGUGCCACCUGAUGAUGAGAAGAUGAAAGCUCCAAGGAGAAAUCGUCAUCUCAGCAUCAUGAUUCAAUUAGCUGAGGAAAUCAAAGACUUUUUGCUCACGGCCAAGCGAAAGGACACCAAAUCUGUCAAGAUCAAGAAAAAUAAGGAUAAUGUGAAGUUUAAAGUUCGGUACAGCAGAUACCUUUACACCUUGGUCAUCAUGGACAAGGAGAAGGCAGAGAAACUGAAGCAGUCCCUGCCCCCAGGUUUGGCAGUGAAGGAGCUGAAGUGAAUCUGGCCCACUGAUUUGAACUGUAUUAAAGUUUUAAAAAUUUAAAAUAAAUAAAUAAAUAAAUAAAUAAAUUCAAUUAGCCAACAUAUAGUACAUCAUUAAUUUUUGGUUUAGUAUUCAAUGAUUCAUUAGUUGUAUAUAACACCUAGUGCUCAUCAUAUCACAUGACCUCCUUAAUACCCAUCACCCAGUUACCCCACCCCCCCACCCACUUCCCUUUCCGCAGACUUUAGUUUGUUUCCCAGAGUCAAGAGUCUCUCAUGGUUUGGCUUCCUCUCUGAUUU